Messenger RNA from Platichthys flesus (European flounder), 5081 nucleotides. RefSeq names its product deleted in malignant brain tumors 1 protein-like. Gene Ontology annotation, molecular function: calcium ion binding. Lineage: Eukaryota; Metazoa; Chordata; Actinopteri; Pleuronectiformes; Pleuronectidae. Bases 70 to 4881 code for a protein of 1603 amino acids. The transcript is spliced from 17 exons. Gene Ontology annotation, cellular component: membrane. The record is from RefSeq and is a predicted model, not a curated record.
AAUUCCCAGAGAGGUUUUUCAGCAUCUACUGGAUUUCCACUCACUCUCUCAAGCAAGUUUGUGUCGUGGAUGUGGUCCAUGAUGGAGAUGACUGGGGGUUUGCUCUUGUUUCUAAUUUUGCAGUUUUUUAUAGGGAACACUUCAGGGACACUUGUCUCCAGCUGUGAUUCAUGUCACACUGAAUCCAUGUGCCAGGAGUCACGGGAAAGAGGUGACACGUUCAGUGGCCCGGUCCUCUCUUGUGUCUGUAAAGAUGGCUUCGUAGGUGACGGUCUCACCUGCUACGACACAAAACUCUGCAGUGACUCUUCAUGCUGUAGCCAAGGUUAUCACUGGUCACAAGACAGCGGCUGUGUGGAUACUGACGAGUGCUCCCUCCCAGACCCACCGUGUGCACCGACUCAGGUGUGCCACAACACGCCAGGCUCUUUCAUAUGUAUGGAGCCUUCCUCCACCGCCAGAUCUGGGCCCUCUGCCCAAUCUAUCCAGUUCAAUUGUGGAAACACUGUUUGUCCUAAGGGCAUGGACUGCAUCAGUAAUAAUGGGGUCGCCCGCUGCACUGACCCCUGUGAGCUCUACACUGAGCUGCACAAUGACUGGCGGUCGACAGAUAACACAAUAAAUCUGAACCCACGCUGUGACAGAGAUGUUAACUGGCAAGGCUGGUAUCGUCUGUUCCUAAAUCAAACCAGUGCCCACAUUCCUGAGAGGUGUGUUCAGACAAACAGGUGUGGAACACACGCUCCCCUAUGGAUUACAGAGCCUCAUCCCACACAGCCAGGAGUGAUUGUUAAUCGGACUGUUUGUAGUCACUGGAGCACCAGCUGCUGCUAUUUUAGUUCACACACCAUCAACGUCAAACUCUGCAAAGGAAACUACUACGUCUAUAAACUUGUGAAGCCGAGUUCAUGCUCUCUUGCCUACUGUGCAGAGGUGAACAGAACAGACGUUGUAGUUCCUUUGACCACUCCUGGUCCAGGACAGCAAGGCACCUCUCAAACAGCAGCAGUGCACCACACCACAGAUUCAUCAACCACACCUGAUCCAGGAUCUCAGACCUUCACCUCUGCUGCACUCACAUCUGGCACUCCUGGAACAACAGCAGUGGACAACAGCACAGGAGUCGAGGGACAGGUCCGCUUGGCUAAUGGAGGAAACAGCUCCUGCUCUGGCAGAGUAGAGAUCUUCCUCCGUGGACAGUGGGGGACGGUGUGUGAUGACCACUGGGACCUGGUUGAUGCUCAGGUGGUGUGCAGACAGCUGGGUUGUGGCAGGGUCCUGUCAGCACCACAAAGUGCACGGUUUGGACAGGGCAGUGGACCCAUCUGGUUGGACGAUGUUGUUUGCUCUGGCAGCGAAUCAAAGCUAACCGAGUGCCGGCACCGAGGGAUUGGAUCUCACGACUGUGGUCACAAUGAGGAUGCUGGUGUUGUCUGUGAAGCUGCUUCACCAGUGAGGCUGGUCAACUCUGACAACCGCUGCUCUGGCAGAGUGGAGAUCUACCAUGCUGGACAGUGGGGGACAGUGUGUGACGAUUCCUGGGACCUGAACGAUGCCAAUGUGGUGUGCAGACAGCUGGGCUGUGGCAGGGCUCGUUCAGCAAUGCAAAAUGCUACUUUUGGACCGGGCAGUGGACCCAUCUGGUUGGACGACGUCAUUUGUUCAGGAAGGGAACCAUCGAUAACAGACUGCAGACAUCCAGGGUUCGGGGUCCACAACUGUAGACACAAUGAAGAUGCCAGCAUCAUCUGUGACAUUCAACCAGGACCAAACUCCACAGUUUCACCAACCACAGCUGAUCCAGGAUCUCAGACCUUCACCUCUGCUUCGCUCACAUCUGGCACCCCUGGAACAACAGCAAUGGACAACAGCACAGGAGACGAAGGACAGGUCCGCUUGGCUAAUGGAGGAAACAGCUCCUGCUCUGGCAGAGUAGAGAUCUUCCUCCGUGGACAGUGGGGGACGGUGUGUGAUGACCACUGGGACCUGGUUGAUGCUCAGGUGGUGUGCAGACAGCUGGGUUGUGGCAGGGUCCUGUCAGCACCACAAAGUGCACGGUUUGGACAGGGCAGUGGACCCAUCUGGUUGGACGAUGUUGUUUGCUCUGGCAGCGAAUCAAAGCUGACUGAGUGCCGGCACCGAGGGAUUGGAUCUCACGACUGUGGUCACAAUGAGGAUGCUGGUGUUGUCUGUGAAGCUGCUUCACCAGUGAGGCUGGUAAACUCUGACAACCGCUGCUCUGGCAGAGUGGAGAUCUACCAUGCUGGACAGUGGGGGACAGUGUGUGACGAUUCCUGGGACCUGAACGAUGCCAAUGUGGUGUGCAGACAGCUGGGCUGUGGCAGGGCUCGUUCAGCACUGCCAAAUGCUGCUUUUGGACCGGGCAGUGGACCCAUCUGGUUGGACGACGUCAUUUGUUCAGGAAGGGAACCAUCGAUAACAGACUGCAGACAUCCAGGGUUCGGGGUCCACAACUGUGGACAUAGUGAAGAUGCCAGCAUCAUCUGUGACAUUCAACCAGGACCAAACUCCACAGUUUCACCAACCACAGCUGAUCCAGGAUCUCAGACCUUCACCUCUGCUUCGCUCACAUCUGGCACCCCUGGAACAACAGCAAUGGACAACAGCACAGGAAUCGAGGGACAGGUCCGCCUGGCUAAUGGAGGAAACAGCUCCUGCUCUGGCAGAGUAGAGAUAUUCCUCCGUGGACAGUGGGGGACGGUAUGUGAUGACCACUGGGACCUGGUUGAUGCUCAGGUGGUGUGCAGACAGCUGGGUUGUGGCAGGGUCCUGUCAGCACCACAAAGUGCACGGUUUGGACAGGGCAGUGGACCCAUCUGGUUGGACGAUGUUGUUUGCUCUGGCAGCGAAUCAAAGCUAACCGAGUGCCGGCACCGAGGGAUUGGAUCUCACGACUGUGGUCACAAUGAGGAUGCUGGUGUUGUCUGUGAAGCUGCUUCACCAGUGAGGCUGGUAAACUCUGACAACCGCUGCUCUGGCAGAGUGGAGAUCUACCAUGCUGGACAGUGGGGGACAGUGUGUGACGAUUCCUGGGACCUGAACGAUGCCAAUGUGGUGUGCAGACAGCUGGGCUGUGGCAGGGCUCGUUCAGCAAUGCAAAAUGCUACUUUUGGACAGGGCAGUGGACCCAUCUGGUUGGACGACGUCAUUUGUUCAGGAAGGGAACCAUCGAUAACAGACUGCAGACAUCCAGGGUUCGGGGUCCACAACUGUGGACAUAGUGAAGAUGCCAGCAUCAUCUGUGACAUUCAACCAGGACCAAACUCCACAGUUUCACCAACCACAGCUGAUCCAGGAUCUCAGACCUUCACCUCUGCUUCGCUCACAUCUGGCACCCCUGGAACAACAGCAAUGGACAACAGCACAGGAAUCGAGGGACAGGUCCGCCUGGCUAAUGGAGGAAACAGCUCCUGCUCUGGCAGAGUAGAGAUAUUCCUCCGUGGACAGUGGGGGACGGUAUGUGAUGACCACUGGGACCUGGUUGAUGCUCAGGUGGUUUGCAGACAGCUGGGUUGUGGCAGGGUCCUGUCAGCACCACAAAGUGCACGGUUUGGACAGGGCAGUGGACCCAUCUGGUUGGACGAUGUUGUUUGCUCCGGCAGCGAAUCAAAGUUGACCGAGUGUCGGCACCCAGGGAUUGGAUCUCACAACUGUCAACACAGUGAGGAUGCUGGUGUCGUCUGUGAAGCUGCUUCACCAGUGAGGCUGGUAAACUCUGACAACCGCUGCUCUGGCAGAGUGGAGAUCUACCAUGCUGGACAGUGGGGGACAGUGUGUGACGAUUCCUGGGACCUGAACGAUGCCAAUGUGGUGUGCAGACAGCUGGGCUGUGGCAGGGCUCGUUCAGCACUGCAAAAUGCUACUUUUGGACCGGGUAGUGGACCCAUCUGGUUGGACAACGUCAUUUGUUCAGGAAGGGAACCAUCGAUAACAGACUGCAGACAUCCAGGGUUCGGGGUCCACAACUGUAGACACAAUGAAGAUGCGAGUGUUGUCUGUGAAUUCCAACGCCCUCCACUCCAGCCUCCUCAGCUCAUCUGUGGACGUGAUAAAAUGCAAAUGGGGCUAAAUAGGGCUUCCACAACUUCCAUGGGUUUGAACCCACUCUCCGGAAAUCUGGCAGUUCGAAACUGUUCCUGGGUCAGAAUGCAUAAUGAUGUAGUUUGGUACGAGGUGGACGCUCAGGCAGGUGCCUGUGGAAACACACUGAGGACCAACCGUACACACGCCAUUUACUCCAACGUUUUAUUCCUCUACCGAGGAAAUGUGUCCUUCUCACGACCUGUGAGUCUUCCCUUCUCCUGUGCGUAUCCCCUCGACACAGACACCAGCAUGAAUGUGGCAGUCAGACCAGUGCUGCCGACUGCAGUUGGCCUCUCAGGCUUAGGUAGCAAAGCUCGAGCCUCCAUGUCUCUGUUCCACACCUCCAACUUCACUCAGCCUUAUCCAUCUGGCUUGAUCACACUCCCUGUGGGCUCACCUCUGCAUGUGGGCGUCUCUGUAUUAGUCAGAGACCCAAGCUUUGUAGUUGUCCUGGAGAACUGCUACGCCUCUGACUCAUCAAACUCCAAUGAUACCGCACGAUACUUUUUCAUCCAGAACAAGUGCCCCACUGACCGACAGCAAGUGGAAGUGAUCGAGAGCGGCUCAUCCCGACAGGCUCGUUUCUCCGCCGUGUUUUUCCUGAUCCACGGUGAAUACAGUGACAUGUACCUCCACUGCAGCCUCAGCCUGUGUGACCAGGGGAGCUCCCGCUGUGCCCCAUCUUGCAGAAGAAGGACAUCUCGCUCUGUUUCCAGCUCUGCUCCUCUGAAGCCCCUCACCAUUGGACCAAUCACUUGGUCCAAGUCCACUGAGUGAGCUGGAAACAUAUCGUAACAAAACUAACUCAUUUCAUAGUGUGAUAUUAUUUGUUUUUGAAUUUCUUCAUAAAUCGAUUAUAAAAAACACAUGUUACAUUGCAUAAUUGAAUCGUAACACAUAGUGGUUUUCCUAAUUUGUAUUAGCUGUGUAAUGAGGUGUAAAAAUGGUUGAAGAAAAUAAAAAUCAAGUUCAGAGUA